UGAUGGGAAGAUUGCCAAGAAACGCGCGGGAUUGACGAAGCACGCGAAGAGAAUUAGGGCAAGAGAGAGGAAAAGAGAGGAGGAUCGACGAUCAUCACAGGGAUCACGCGGCGGCGGCGGCGGAGAAAUGCGUGGCUGCCGCCAUGAAUGAGCGGUGCUGCUGCUGCUUCUUGCCGUGUUUCUUGGAUGUUUCUCCCGUGAGGAGGGAAUGCCGCGGCUGGGGAUGCGCUUCAUCGCGAUCCAAGCUUGGAUCCCCGGAUUGUUCAUCUGGUUCGAUUGAUUUCUCCAGUUCUUGAUCGCCAGGGCCGAUCAAUUGCUGUGAUGCGAUGCGCCGAAGCGUGCUUCUAGCGGGACCAUGAUAUUAGAGGAUGGUGGCAAAUCGUUCCUGCGCGUGAACCUUGUGUGGAAGCUCGUGAUCCUCUUCGUUGCUGGAGUGCUUGGAGUCUACCUCUUCCUUUCGCGAGCCGACCAUGGCCUGAGCUACCAUAGCCUGAGGCUUGAUCCGCUUCUACAAGCCUGGAGAAAGGAGGAUUUCUGCCCCCAGCGAUUCGCCAAGCUUGAGUUUGCACAGCACUAUCCCAGGCCCAAGACAUACUCCAGGGGCGAAUGCGCUUGUACUCCUGUGCACAACUUUGUCAUCCUGUCCACGCAGCGAUCCGGAAGUGGAUGGUUUGAGACUCUGCUAAACAGUCACCCCAACAUCACCUCGCAUGGCGAGAUUUUUUCCGUUCGUCCGCGACGCCACAACUUCUCCAUUGUUUCGCACACUCUCGACGCUCUGUACAAUCUCGACUGGCACAACAGCGCUUCGAAGAACUCGUGCACGUCGGUGGUGGGCUUUAAGUGGAUGCUAAACCAGGGUGCUAUGGAGUAUCGCAGCGAGGUUUCGAGCUACUUCAAGAGACGAGGCGUUUCGGUGAUUCUUCUCAUUCGCCGGAAUGGACUCAAGCGUCUCAUCUCCAUCCUCGCUAAUGCCUACGAUCGCAGGCAGCCAAUGAAUGGAACUCACGUCUCACACGUCCACUCUGAAGAGGCGGCCGAUCUCCUCGCGUCUUACAAGCCGACCGUCGACGUCGCAUUCCUGAAGAACAACUUGGAUCGCUACGACCUCAUGAUCAAGAACGCGCUCUGCGCUUUCGAGGGCACCCGCUUGCUGGUCAUUUACUACGAGGACUUUGUCAAGAAUCGAAAGGAGAUGCAACGAACCGUCCAGGAGUUUUUGAGCGUUCCAGUGAUGAGGCUGCGAAGCAGGCAAUGGAAGAUCCACCGGGGGCCACUCUCGCAGUCGGUAACCAACUGGAAGGAAGUUUUCCGGGAGCUCAAUGGAACUUCAUACCAGGGGUUUCUCGCCGACGACGACUAUAGCUGAUAGGAAAAAUUCGUUGUAUUCUUUUCUCCCCAUCCAUCGAUCUAACCUUUGCUGUAAA
This is a messenger RNA of Selaginella moellendorffii, 1427 nucleotides long. RefSeq lists its product as uncharacterized. The record is from RefSeq and is a predicted model, not a curated record. The coding region runs from base 356 to 1369 and encodes 337 amino acids. NCBI's taxonomy places the organism in Eukaryota, Viridiplantae, Streptophyta, Lycopodiopsida, Selaginellales, Selaginellaceae. The transcript is spliced from 6 exons.